UCUCUGUAUCUCUUUCUCUCCGCUGUCGUAUAUCGUAUCUUUUCUCAGGCAAAUGACACGCUACCCUUUGCCUUUCUCCCGUUCUCUCGUCGUCGGAGCUUAAAUUUUGUUUGUUUUCGCGGGUUCUUGGCUUUCAGAUUUCAUAUUCCAUAUUCAACUGCUGUGAUUGACUAAACAGAGAUUUGUUACCGAGGAGCCGUUGGAAUUGAUGAAACCCUGGUUAUUAUGUCUGGAUUAAUUGAAGGUCUUCCUGAUCCUGUUGCCCUUAGGUGCCUAGCACGGGUUCCCUUCUACCUAUAUCCCAAGUUGGAGCUUGUUUCUCGUUCCUGGAGAGUUGCCAUUCGUAGCCCCGAGCUGUUUAAAGCUCGAGAAGAGGUUGGCUCGGCAGAGGAACUUCUUUGCGUAUGUGCCUCUGACCCUGAGAAUUUAUGGCAGAUGUAUGAUCCUCUCCGUGACCUUUGGAUAACUCUUCCUGUCCUUCCCUCGAAGAUCAGGCACCUUGCCCACUUUGGUGUAGUCUCCACUGGUGGAAAGCUGUUUGUUCUUGGUGGUGGGAGUGACUAUGUCGACCCAUCCACCGGCGAUCAAGAUGGGAGCUUUGCAACCGAUGAUGUCUGGUCAUAUGACCCCAUAAUGCAUCGGUGGACGCAACGUGCACCAAUGAUCUUACCUCGUGCCAUGUUUGCAUGUUGCGUUUUGAAUGGAAGAAUCAUAGUUGCCGGUGGUUUCACCAGCUGCAGAAAAUCUAUAUCUCAAGCGGAAAUGUAUGAUCCCGAGAAGGAUAUUUGGAUUCCAAUACAAGAUAUCAACCGCACUCACAAUUCAGCUUGUACAGGAUUAGUUAUUGGAGGAAAGAUGCAUGUCCUGCACAAGGGGUUAUCUACAGUGCAAGUGUUGGACAAUGUGGCAUCCGGGUGGACAGCCGAGGAUUACGGUUGGCUCCAAGGUCCAAUGGCAGUUGUACCGAGAGCCCUGUACGUGAUGAGCCAUGGACUUGUAUUCAAACAGGAAAAAGAAGUGAGAAAGGUGGCGAUUUCCGCUUCUGAGUUUCGUAGGAGAAUUGGAUUUGCAAUGGCAGGACUAAGAGAUGAAUUUUUCGUGAUCGGAGGGUUGAUAGGCCCCGAUCGUUAAUUGGGAUAUCAAACCAGUUUCCGAUGGUUGAUAUCCUGACGAUCGGGGUGAUAGACCAACAUGGCGUCAGGCAGCUCCGAUGACAAAUGCAGAGGAACAAUAUUUGGAUGUUCUCAGCUAAUUUAGCUCCUCACUUGAUCUUUGUAUGAUUUCCCUCUGUUGUGAUUUAAGAGUA
Messenger RNA from Hibiscus syriacus, 1306 nucleotides. RefSeq names its product F-box/kelch-repeat protein SKIP30-like. Bases 226 to 1131 code for a protein of 301 amino acids. The transcript is spliced from 2 exons. The record is from RefSeq and is a predicted model, not a curated record. Lineage: Eukaryota; Viridiplantae; Streptophyta; Magnoliopsida; Malvales; Malvaceae. Gene Ontology annotation, molecular function: protein binding.